Aspergillus versicolor CBS 583.65 is the source of this 1610-nucleotide messenger RNA. Its product is annotated as A4/G1 family peptidase. Bases 106 to 1230 code for a protein of 374 amino acids. Gene Ontology annotation, biological process: proteolysis. The transcript has a single exon. Lineage: Eukaryota; Fungi; Ascomycota; Eurotiomycetes; Eurotiales; Aspergillaceae. The record is from RefSeq and is a predicted model, not a curated record. Gene Ontology annotation, molecular function: glutamic-type endopeptidase activity.
UCAUCUCCCGGUGCUCUACGAUCACAUACGAUAUCACGACGUGAUAGAGAUGACCUGGAAGCCGGGGUCAGUAGGGCUUGAAUAUGCCGGGAAGUAACAUUCCUAAUGGGCGAUCUUUUACUCGGCCCGUCCGCGAGAUCACUCCAUCCGUCAUGUUGCACGGGCGUUGGGGCAACCCUAGGGUCAUGUUCGAGGCUUCGUUGGAGGCAUAGUACACGCGUAUCAUCCCUUUAUAGAAAGCGAGGUCGCAUCGUGAGCAUUAUAAGUGUACAGAACAAGCACGAGCGUUUUAUUUCUCUUCUUUCCUCCUCUUCCUCUUCUUGGACCAACUCGAUACCUGGUAGUCUGGGCCUCUAUUACUCCCUCUCCCUUGAAUCAGCAACCUGCAAGGCUAGUUUGAUAAAUAUGAAGCUCGAACUCGCCUUUCUAACAACUGCGCUUUUGGGAACGGCCCUCUCCCUCCCACAACAGGCUUCAAACCUGACCACACGGAUCCAACGUCGCCUCGACCGCCAAUCUCACCCCAUCGCCCCUAUAGAUGGCGGCCACUCCGGCCCCCUGGCUGGAUUCCGAACUAGCGAUAAUGCUGCCGUCGUCUACAGCACCAACUGGGCCGGUGCAGCGCGCGAUCAACCGCCUCCAGGAGGACCCUACACAGCCGUCAGCGCAACAUUCACGGUACCGAAACCCACAGGGGGACCGGGACCAAUGCAGGCAGGCUCUGCGUGGGUAGGAAUAGACGGGGACACAUACAGCGCAGCGAUCUUGCAAGCCGGCGUGGACUUCUACUAUGACAACGGGAAGAUUUCAAAUGAUGCCUGGUUCGAGUGGUUCCCCGACUAUGCGUACGACUUCAACAUCAAAAUAAACACAGGAGAUGUGGUUGUGGCCAAGGUGGAGUCACUUUCCCCGAGCGAGGGUGUGGUUAUUAUUGAGAACCAGACGACGGGGCAGAAGGCCACGCAGAACAUCGGGGCGCCCAAGCCGGAGGCGACGCUUGGAGGGCAGAAUGCGGAGUGGAUUGUUGAAGACUUUCAGAGUGGGGAUUCGGUUGUCCCGUUUGCAGAUUUUGGGGAGAUAACUUUUACUGGAUGUGAGGCGCGAGCACAAAACGGGGAUGUGGUUGGAUUGAACGGAGCCAAGAUCAUCGAGUUGAAGCAGGAUGGCAAGAUCAAGACGGAGGUUACAGUGCACGGUGAGAAGACUCUUAGUGUUAAGAGCAAGCUGUGAUAGGCGGCCGGCUUGUAUAUAUGUCUAGCAUGUUGGAGUGGGCGUCGAGGCGUUGCGUUUCAUUCAUUUCCCCUAGUGUGAUGAGCUUCUGAGAAGCAUGUUCUUGAUCUUUCUGGCGAGUCAAUAGUUAUAUAGAUAUUUGAGGUAGGGUAUCAUAGGCAGCAUCUAUAAUAUUGCGGCACCGAUGCUGCUCUAGAUUGUUUAAUGGGUUCUUGAUUGCAAUGCUCACCGUUCCUGCGCUGUCGAAGGGCAUAUUCGUCCGAUGCCAACGAAGACAUUCUCAUGUUCCAAGAAACUUGGUCAAUAGUAUGCCCAAAUUUAGGCGCCAAGGAUGUACUAUAAUGAAUGACAGCGCAUCGGCUUCCGUGCAGGUUUGAUUA